AGUCUAGCCUUAAACUCACUAAGUAAUCCUGAUUACUUAAUUAUAGACUUAAGUCUAGGUAUACUAAAAAUGCAGCUAAUUAAUUUCUAUAAUAUAAUUUACCUAGAAGACCCUAAUAGUAUAUUAACUAUAUUAAGAGAGAAUAUCUUACUUAUUAUUCUCUAUAAUAGCUCUUUAUUACUAGGUGAUUUUAAUAUAUAUUAUCCUUAUUAUAUAGUUUAUUUAAUUAACUAUAUAGAGAACUAUUCUCUAAGGCUAUUAAAUAAACCAGGGGAAGGUAUCUUCUAUAGACCUAAUAUAUCUAUUUCUUCCGUAUUAGACUUAAGUUUUACUACUAGUAGAAUAGUAACUAAGAUUAAAAACUGGCAAGUAUUACUAGACUUAGGUUCUAAUUACUUCGGGGUUCUAUUUACUAUUAGUAAGUCGACUUAUAGCUCUAGUUCUAAUCUAGUUAGAUUUAAUACUAAGAAAGCGGACUGGGCUAAAUUUAUAAGCUACCUUAUUAAUAGCCUUAAGAAUAUACCUUUUCUAUUUACUAGUAUAUCUGGAAACCAUAAACUAGACCUAUUAGUAGAAGACUUUACUAAUAGAAUAGUAAAAGCAGCUAGUAAUAAUAUUCCAAAAUCUACUACUAGUUCGUAUUCUAAACCCUAG
Hyaloscypha bicolor E is the source of this 654-nucleotide messenger RNA. RefSeq lists its product as uncharacterized. Lineage: Eukaryota; Fungi; Ascomycota; Leotiomycetes; Helotiales; Hyaloscyphaceae. The annotation marks the transcript as partial. The record is from RefSeq and is a predicted model, not a curated record. The transcript is spliced from 2 exons.